Xenopus laevis (African clawed frog) is the source of this 1647-nucleotide messenger RNA. RefSeq names its product cyclin A2 L homeolog (gene ccna2.L). Gene Ontology annotation, molecular function: cyclin-dependent protein serine/threonine kinase regulator activity. The record is from RefSeq and is marked provisional. Gene Ontology annotation, biological process: mitotic cell cycle phase transition. Lineage: Eukaryota; Metazoa; Chordata; Amphibia; Anura; Pipidae.
CGUGCAGCCGCGCACUCUCCUACAGGCGCCAGUCCUUCCCCCGCUUUCUUCCUCCCUCCGGAUCGGUGUGCACGGUAUGGCCGACCCUCUGUUGCGGGACGAGAAUCAGGAAAAUGUUCAGCCCCGAAAGCCCCUCGCCCCUGUGGGUGGACGCACCGUGCUGGGGGUCUUGCAGGAAAACCACCGGGGCCGCCAGGCGCUGAAAACGGGCAAGCCGGCCCUCCAGCAGACUCAGGUUUUGUCCGUUAAUCACUUAGGAGUUAAUGAUGAGAAUUAUGGCAAGAUACCGGCAGGAAAAGCCGCCAACAAACAGCCAACUUUUACAAUCCACGUGGAUGAGCCAGACUGUGCAAAUAACAGAAGAAAGCCUGUUCAUAAGAAGACCGUUCAAGAUGAAAAUCUACGACAACUAAAUACGGUUCUGGGUACCAUUGGUACUAGAAAACCUUUAGAACCUAUCCAGAUUGCAAUGGAAACUAGCUUUGGCUCUCCUAUGGAUAUGUCAAUUGUGGAUGAAGAACAAAAAGUAGUCGCUUGUAGUAAUGUUCUUGAUUAUGCUAAAGAGAUUCACACGUACCUGCGAGAAAUGGAGGUGAAAUGUAAGCCAAAGUCUGGUUACAUGCAAAAACAACCAGACAUAACCGGCAACAUGAGAGCUAUCCUUGUCGACUGGCUGGUUGAAGUUGGUGAGGAGUAUAAGCUGCAAAAUGAGACCCUGUACCUUGCUGUUAACUAUAUAGAUCGGUUCCUUUCGUCUAUGUCUGUAUUGCGAGGCAAGCUCCAGUUGGUUGGAACCGCUGCAAUGCUUUUAGCAUCAAAAUUCGAGGAAAUCUAUCCUCCUGAAGUGGCGGAGUUUGUUUACAUUACCGAUGAUACAUACACAAAGAAACAGGUUCUCAAGAUGGAGCAUCUGGUGCUCAAAGUUCUCUCCUUUGACCUUGCUUCUCCAACUAUUUUACAAUACCUCAAUCAGUACUUCCAAAUACAUCCUGUCUUUCCGAAAGUGGAAAGCUUAAGCAUGUUCUUGGGAGAGCUCAGCUUGAUUGAUGCCGAUCCUUUCCUGCGGUAUCUGCCCUCUGUUGUUGCUGCUGCCGCAUUUGUCAUUGCAAACUACACAAUUAAUGAGAGAACUUGGCCGGAUUCUCUGGUGGAGUACACAAGCUACACACUUGAAACACUUAAACCCUGUAUUUUGGACCUAUACCAGGCCUACCUCUCUGCAGCAAGUCACCAACAGCAAGCUGUGCGAGAGAAAUACAAAACUCCUAAGAAUCACGCUGUAUCUCUUAUUGAUCCUCCAGAAUUGCUGUCUAUAUUUUUAUAAACUCGAGGAAUGGACUUUUCAAAUGUAUAUUGAUAAAAGCACAUGAUGUACAGUUUUUUUUUUAUUUUUAUGAUAGACUUUGGUUGUAAAUCUCAAACUUCAAUGUGAGGAUUGGAGCAGCAGAAUUACGAAGCAGUCAUGUUUUUAAUUUUAUUUUAUAAGGUUUUACAUUUUGUAAAUUUUUUUUCUUUUAUGUAUGUGGAAUCUUGUUAGAUAUAUUGGCUCUUUAAAUCAAUCUGUGCACAACAGCUUUUUAACCAGGCAGUUAGCAUAUUGUUUUGUCUAUUGAUCAUUGUUUGACAAUAAAUGUUAACUAAACAGCA